Rhincodon typus (whale shark) is the source of this 1347-nucleotide messenger RNA. RefSeq names its product potassium inwardly rectifying channel subfamily J member 6 (gene kcnj6). Gene Ontology annotation, cellular component: plasma membrane. Bases 6 to 1262 code for a protein of 418 amino acids. The transcript has 2 exons. Gene Ontology annotation, biological process: regulation of monoatomic ion transmembrane transport; potassium ion import across plasma membrane. Gene Ontology annotation, molecular function: G-protein activated inward rectifier potassium channel activity. The record is from RefSeq and is a predicted model, not a curated record. NCBI's taxonomy places the organism in Eukaryota, Metazoa, Chordata, Chondrichthyes, Orectolobiformes, Rhincodontidae.
UUUCCAUGGAGCAGGACAUAGAGAGCUCAGUGGCUCCUCAGCAGCCAAAGCUGCCAAAACAAGUGCGAGAGGAUGCCCCGAAACAAAUAGCUACGGGCAAUCACCCAGUCAAAAGGAGUAUCCAAAGGUACGUGCGAAAGGAUGGAAAAUGUAACGUUCACCAUGGGAAUGUCAGGGAGCGGUACCGUUACCUAACUGAUAUCUUCACUACGUUAGUGGACUUAAAGUGGAGGCACAACCUACUCAUUUUUGUCAUGGUCUAUACCACCACUUGGCUUUUCUUUGGAAUGAUCUGGUGGCUUAUUGCCUACAUACGAGGGGACUUGAACCACAUAGGGGACUCUACCUGGGUGCCCUGUGUUAACAAUCUCAAUGGCUUUGUCUCAGCGUUUCUCUUCUCCAUAGAAACUGAAACCACCAUUGGAUAUGGGUACAGAUUCAUCACAGACAAGUGUCCCGAAGGUAUCAUUUUACUCCUGGUCCAGUCUGUCCUGGGAUCAAUAGUCAAUGCCUUCAUGGUUGGUUGCAUGUUUGUGAAAAUAUCACAGCCCAAUAAAAGGGCUGAAACACUGGUCUUCUCCACACAUGCUGUGAUCUCUGUACGUGAUGGGAAGUUGUGCCUAAUGUUCCGAGUUGGGGACCUGAGGAAUUCACACAUUGUGGAGGCUUCAAUUCGUGCCAAACUAAUCAAAUCAAGACAAACCAAGGAAGGAGAGUUCAUCCCACUCAAUCAAACAGACAUAAACGUUGGCUACGACACAGGGGAUGACCGUCUCUUUUUAGUCUCACCGCUAAUAAUCUGCCAUGAGAUCAAUCAGCAGAGUCCAUUCUGGGAGAUCUCCAAAGCCCAGAUGGCCAAAGAAGAGGUGGAGAUUGUAGUAAUCCUUGAAGGAAUGGUGGAGGCAACAGGUAUGACAUGCCAAGCACGGAGUUCAUACGUUACCAAUGAAAUCCUGUGGGGUUACCGCUUCAUGCCUGUCCUAUCAUUGGAGGAGGGAUUUUAUGAGGUUGAUUACAACAACUUUCAUGAGACCUAUGAGAUAAAGACACCAUCCUGCAGCGCCAAAGAGUUGGCGGAGAUGAACAGCAAGGUGGAACUGCCCCUCACCUGGUCAGUCUCCACCAAGCUAAACGAGGAGGAGGAGGAGGCGGAGGAGGAGGAGGAGGAGGAAGGGGAGGUGCAACCAGAGGACAAACACCAUGAGGAGCAAUCCGAGCAGAAUGGCGAGGUUACAAACUUAGAAAACGAAUCCAAAGUAUGAAUCAGAAGAAACUGGAAUCUCACAUUUCUAGUGCAGGCAGUAAGGGAAUCAGAGUGUGAAGCCACACACUGAAGACUUAGAUAUU